UAUCUAAUAGACAGGGAAAAACAGACACCCAACCGACUUUUCAGACAUUUGAAUUCCCCCCAGAGACUCUAAUAGCUACUAGUAUACAUAUACAAAUACACAGUUUACUCCUAAAUAUAUAAAACUAUAUACCUGGGAAUUCAUGCCAAAUGUUUAACAUGUAUAACUUUCUGUAGAGAAAUCAUUUCUGCAAGAGGUUUCAGGGUCAUCAGAAGGAAUGCUUUCAGAUGGAGCUGACUUCGAAAGAGCGAAUUGUUCAGUUUACAGGUUUCAGGGAUACGGAGAGAGAAGAAUUGAUUAAACUGACCUGCAAGCUGCCCUGUAUAUCUAUUGAUUCUGAGAAGUUUGAAAACUGUACACAUCUAAUUGCAAAAAGACCUUGUAGAAGUGAGAAGUGGCUUGCAGCCUGUGCAGCUGGAAAGUGGGUACUGACUAAAGAGUACGUAAUUAACAGUGCAGAAAGCGGCAGAUGGCUUGAUGAAACGACUUUCGAAUGGGGAUAUAAAAUGGAAAGAGACGCCCAUUAUUCACCUCAAAUGCAAUCUGCACCAAAAAGAUGGCGCGAACACCUGACACACACUGGUGCUCUGGGGGCCUUCAGCAGAUGGAAAGUGACCCUUCUCAUUGAAAGAACUGAUAAAGAAAGGGAGGCUUUUUUAAGAGUUCUUACAGCUGGACAUGCAGUGUUGUACAAUCCAAAAAAUUCUGAUGAAGAAAUAACACAUGUUUUCACGAACAAUAAAUUACUUUUGCAAGACAGAGAAAGAAGAGGCUGUAACACUCCAUAUUACUCGGUGCUGUGUCUUGGAAGAUAUCUUUUAGAGGACCCAAUUGAAGACACACCAUUCAAUAUGACUGAUGAGCAGAUUGUGGACUUAAAGUCUUCCAUAUGGAGACACUUUUGUGCGGCACAGGCCUGCUACCACAGGUGUAGAGAGAAGCAUGAUGGGCGAUAUGACAAGUGUAAGGUGAAAAGUGCUGAAAUUGGCCGGGCGAGUUUGAACAGAAUUGAGGAAUUGAUUGAAGGACAAUUCUUCACCGAAGCAUUCUGGGAGAUUGAGCACUUUAUUUCCUCUGUCUUUCCUCAGCAGUUUUUUGUCUUGCUGCUAAAGCACUUCAUGCAGGGAAAUGUAGACAUCAACCAUUUUGGUCAAGUUUUUGGUAUAUUUUACAACUUUCUGAAUUAUCACCCUCCAUGGGAAUCUACUUAUAUGUCGCAGUACUACCUCAAUGUUCUGCAGUGCCCUGUUUGCAGGAAAGGACCAUGGUCCUUCAUCGAAACUGUAAUACGGUGUUUUAUUGAUGAUGGAUUUUGCUUAUGCCAUGAAAGCUCUGAUCUGCAAGUUGAUGCUAAUAAAAGGAGAAAAAUCGUCGCCACAGUCCUGAAAUUUGUGACAAAUGUGAUGCAAGAAGAAGCCAGCGCAUUGAGCAGAAGACUUUGUGAUAAUGCAGAUUUUUCAAACAAAACUUUGCUUCCAUCCUUUAUUGUCGGACUCUUUUGGCCAGAAACCAGGACUAUGGUAUUUUUAACCAAGAAUAUGAGUAUAUUGACAGAUCUGGUAAUAAUGUGUCAAAGGAAGAGAGAUCACACAGAUAGUGCAUUGUCACAAGAGAUGGCAGCAUAUUUGCAUGGGAUGCUUGCUGCUGCUGUGGAAUAUUGGAUACUCCUUGGCUUCUAUCUAAAUAAAAAUUUGCUACAUCAGGUGGCCGGAGAUUAUGUAUUUUACAUCUGUGUUUCAUGUGCAGAAUUUUCAAUGGAAGAGAAAAAACAUUUUGUUUCUUCUAUUGCCUCUAAUUGGCUUCAGAUGUUGGUCGCAGAGGUGAUUUUUAAGAACCUUUACAUUGAAAACAAUGUAAAAUUGUCUUCUGACCCAUUAUCUUUACAGAAACUGAUCUACACAUACAUCCCAGCUAUAUGGAAAGCGGGAGCAUGUGGCAAGGAGGAAGUCCAGAAACUCGGAGCAAAAAGGAAAAUAGGGCAGCGGCCUAGCCUGGAGUCUCAAAGGGCUUUACUGAUGCUAAAUGGUGAAAAUCAAAACCAAGGCGAUGUGCUGCUUGAUCUACCAGUCACCUCAAAGUUAAGGAGUAAAGCCGGAGGAGGGUCAGCCUGCAGUAAGGAGAUCAUGUUGCGGCAUAUUAGUAGACAACCAUUCAGAUGCCAGAAUAGUGCGGGAGAGUCUGUCCUGCAUGCAGCUUGCCGAAAUAACAGCGUCAAAAAACUGAGGCUGAACCUUCAUGGGACUGACGUUAACGUUAAAGACAAUGCUGGCUGGACGCCUUUGCAUGAAGCCUGUAACCAUGGCAGCACAGAAUGUGUCCGUGAAAUUCUGCAGCGCUGCCCAGAAGUAGACCUGCUCAGUCAUGUGGACGGUGUGACACCCUUACAUGAUGCUCUACAAAACGGACACACUGAAAUUGGCAAAAUGCUACUACAACAUGGGGGACCAGUGCUUUUAGAGCAAAAAGAUUCUGCUGGGAAAUUUCCACUGGAUCAUGUAUCUUCUCCACAGUUGAAAAAGGAACUAUUUCAGAUUGUCCAUGUGAAAGAAACCAUUGAGGAGUUUCACAAACAUGCGGCUCAGGUGUCCGAUGGCCAUAAAGUAGAAUUUGCUGCAUUUCUUCUGUCCAGAAUGUUGAUAAGUUUUAUUUCUCUAUAUGGUUUGCCUUCAGAUGCGCUUACUGCCAAAACACUUUGUCCAAAUGCUGCUCUUUUAGCUAAGCAUGCUAUAAAGACACCAGCUUCUUUCAGGAAUUCAAUAGUGGAAUCGUACAUUGAUGCCGUAGCAGUAAUGCAUGAUCUCAGUGACUUUUUGCCAACAAUUCCAAAGUCCUUUCUCCGCAGCCCUGGAUUCAAUAUGCAGGUUCUACUCUCAGUCCUUCAUACCCUGGCCUCUUCCUCACUACUUCCUACACAGAAGGAAUAGGACCAUUUAUUAAGGGCACUCAUCAGUGAGCCGCACAAUCAGUGUUUAAGGACUUAGCGUUUUUUUAUUAUCUGGACAUGACCAUCAUAGUGUUCCACUCACAGAGUGAUGCCAGUUUUUCCCUUACACUGUUUCUUUAUGACAACUGAACAGUUGAUCACUUUUUUAAGUUUUUUUUUUUUCUGGUUGUUUUUGGGAUCUGUUAAGCUAAAUAUUUAUUUUACAACACUAUUCUGCUAUCAUGGAACAUUUUAAGGUGUAUCUGGCAGGUUGUGACAGUACAAAUGCCUGUACGGUAAUCCCAAUGUAAGUGUAAGUCUGUAGCCUGGUGGACAACGUUUAAGCCUGGUUCUUAAACCAUUGCAGCAAUUACACAAGUCUGAAGACUACAGUGAGAUCCAAUAAGUUUUGCUGAGAGGGAGGGCACCAGGCUACCUGUGAGAGAGAGGGCAGCAGGCUACCAGUGAGAGGGAGGGCGGUAGGCUACCGGUGAGAGGGAGGGCAACAGGCUACCGGUGAGAGGGAGGGCGGCAGGCUACCGGUGAGAGGUAGGGCACUAGGCUACCGGUGAGAGGGAGGGCAGCAGGCUACCGGUGAGAGGGAGGGCAGCAGGCUACCUGUAAAAGGGAGGGCAGCCUACCGGUGAGAAGGUGGAUGUCAGGCUACCUGUGAACCAAAGGCAGAAAAAGAUAUAAAAUACAAAAGAGACAAUGUAGGAUACAUAGUAAAGUAAAUGUGCCUAAGAAAAGCAAGGUCCAGGAGUGGGAUUAAGCCAAAACACCAGUGGGCUUGCCAAAGUCACAGGGAUGUACCAAAGCUCAUACAUUUACAAUAACAUCUCUAGAUUUCUUACAGUAAAACUCCUGUUUACGGAGUCCGUAGAGGGCUAUUGACCUUUUAUUUGAUACACACGUUUGUUGCACCGCUGUUUUCACCAUCAGUGUUUGUAUGUUUGUUUUCGAUUGAAGUGUUAUAUGAUUGACAGCAUUUUUAUAAUAUUGUUAAGUAGUGUUUGAUAUAUUAAUAUUGCAGACUGUUUCUGCAGGUAGCAGUGAAGCACAAAGCUGUGAAAUUUAUAUUAUUACCUUGUAAAUUCUACACUUGGUAAAAAGCAGGAGCUUUUCUCUGUAUGUAUAAGCUGAAAGAAUUAUUGAAUGUAUUUUUCCAAGCAUCAGCACUUAGAGGGCUGGGUAGUAGUACUUUACUAAAUCAUUACACAUUGCACACCUCACAGGGGACAUAAUCAGUAGAAAUUAUGUUUCAAUGAUUGUAUGUUAUAUGCAGUCACUCAUCCACCUGUAGGAGAUUCAGCUUACAAUACGCUGAUGUGCCUGGAUGCUAGAAUAAGUGAUUUAUACACAUUUGUAACUUUUGCCGUUUCCAGUUAAGUACAUGCAAUACUGUCUAAUUAAUCACAAACUUCUCUAAUGAGACUAAUCAAAAAGUUGUCCAUGUUUUGGAAUUGUUUGUUAUAUUAUUUAGUGAAAGUGAUAAGCGUAACAAUACUUUAGCAUCAGUGUUCCUAUUAGUAUUUCCGUUUCCUUCUCCAUUUGUAGUUUUCUUACGUACGACAUAUGAAUGUCUAAAGUCUUGGAUAGCAGAAGAACCUACAAAGAAAUAGGGUUGAUUACAUGGCACAUUGUAUAUCAUUCAUAAAUGCUGCAGCCUUAAAUAUUGCUUAAGUCUAUGCCGCAAUGAUUAAACUGAUUUUCAGUUUUCCAGAUUGCAGUGAUUCAUAAAAAGCUGCGUCUCCUGCCCAGUGACGGCACCCAAUUACUGCUAGUAAAACACAUUUGGGUUUUAGAUCUUGAAAGCCUUAGUAUGUUCUGCAAUACUUCCACAACAGAAGCCCACUCGAGCAUCUGUGCAGCAGAAUGUCUGAGAGGAUGGCUGGAUUGUUCGUGAUGAGCAGGAUGUCUGACACAGAUCCUUCUGAGAAAAGAGUUUCCUGUGAACGACUGACAGUGGAGUCAUCUGAAUGUCAUAAUACUCUGCAACAGCUUACAUGUGCUAACUCAUCUAGGAUUUCCCUGGAAUCUCAUCCUGGACCAACAGAUGAUGGAAAUCUGUGGUCCCACAGUGUAAUAUAUGCAAAACAUAAUGUCCCAUGAUUUAAGGCAGUUCUCAACCUGACUGCAUAAAGCAACCUUGUGCUGGAUAUGAGCAUAGGGAAGCAUUGGUGCUUUUGCAGUGCGUUGAAGAACCAGAGCAGGUUCCUGCUGGCUCGGUGAUGGCACAUGUCUGUUAUUUUGAGCAUUUGCUCCCAGUUCAGGUUAACUUGGAUUUGGCAUUUUGCCCCAUAUAAAUGUGGCUUAGACAGUAUUACCUAGGCCACAUUCCCAGGGAGCCAUUUGUCACAUUGAAACAGCAAAGGGAGCUAAGAUAGCAAUAGCCUGCAAUGAUUACAGCUGGCGGCAACCUGACCAGGCCCCAAUUAUUUCUUUUACUAGAUUGCGGAGGGGGCAGCAUGCUCUCCCAUAGGCAGAACACUACUCCCAUAGGCAGAACAUCAUUACUUCUUAUAUUUAGGUGCAGAACCCCUCCAAUGACAACUUAACCUUUUGUUUUUAAGGGCAAGUCACCCAAAAUAUUGUUUGAAAGUCAUAUGCUGCAUAUACUACGUCUUUUUAGUAGAAUAAAGCAUUGUGUAACAUUGCUUUUAGUGCACCAAUUGUUUGCUGAAGAAUUCAGUUGCUAUGUAUGAAGUGAAUUGUAAGACUUGUAAGUCCUGGGGGGUGCAUUUAUUAAAGUGCAGGUUUACUAAUGUUGAAGUGUUGCCAAUAGCAACCAAUCAGAUUCUGGUUCCAUUUAUUUGGUUCUAGAAAAUGAUAGCUAGAAUUUGAUUGGUUGUUAUGGGCAACACCUCCACUUUCAUAAAACCGAACUUUAUCAAAUCUCCCCCUUUGAUUUGUAACACAAACACACUUUAUGAGUAACUUGGAUAUCCAAUGUUUGUUUAUUGAACUGCCAAUUGUUUAAAAUGUUUUGGAAUGUUUAUUAAACAAUAGUCUAAUAACUUUA
Pseudophryne corroboree (corroboree frog) is the source of this 5945-nucleotide messenger RNA. RefSeq names its product SMC5-SMC6 complex localization factor 1 (gene SLF1). Bases 228 to 2924 code for a protein of 898 amino acids. The transcript has 18 exons. The record is from RefSeq and is a predicted model, not a curated record. Gene Ontology annotation, molecular function: protein binding. Gene Ontology annotation, biological process: protein localization to site of double-strand break; DNA damage response; positive regulation of double-strand break repair. Lineage: Eukaryota; Metazoa; Chordata; Amphibia; Anura; Myobatrachidae. Gene Ontology annotation, cellular component: nucleus; site of double-strand break.